AUGGCUUCCCCCGCUACACAGAACGACAGCGACGAUGACGACCUUCUCGCGGAAGCCUUCACGCGUUAUAAAUACAAAAAUCCCUUUAAUGAAGACACAUGGGAAGAGGAGUUUGAUAAAAUACCAAUGUUCAUGAAAACAGCACCAGAGGAGAUUGACCCCGAAAAAUACCCAGAGCUUGCUCAUAUCCAGGCAAUUAUCCAUGAUGAAGACAGGACCCCAGCAGAAAAAGCACAAAGUUUAAAGAAUGAGGGCAAUGAAUAUUUUAAAGAGAAGAACUACCAAAAGGCCAUCCUGGCAUAUACAGCAGCUUUGAAGAAUAAAUGUGAUGACCAAGACCUGGAUACUGUUCUUCUCACCAACCGUGCAGCCGCACACUUUCAUCUUGGCAACAUGCGAUCUGCAUUGAAUGACUCUGCAGCCGCAAAGAAGCUUAACCCACAGCAUCUUAAAGCCUUGAUUAGAGGUGCUCAGUGUUGUAUUGAGUUGCGUAACUUUGGGGCAGCCAUUCAAUGGUGUGAAGACGGUCUUAAAGCUCAUCCUACAGACAAGAAGUUGCAAGACCUGAGAACAGCAGCAGACAAACACAAGAGGGCAGCAGAAAGAGAUGCCAGAAAGGCCAAGGUCAAAGAAAAGAAGUUGAAUAAUCAGAAGGAUGCUCUUUUGUCUGCGAUAAAGGCGCGAGGCAUCAAACUUUUCCAGUCUGUGACGCCUCGUCAGUCGGGUUCAGAUGGCGAAGAUGAUGAUGAAGGGUCCUCAACGGCAAUAGCUGAGCUGAGCCUGGAAGGUCUUACCUCACAUCAAGCCACGGGGGCUCAGGUCUUUCUGGACGAGCAGGACUUGCUGCAUUGGCCUGUGCUGUUCCUCUAUCCGGAACAUCAGCAGAGUGACUUCAUCUCUGCUUUCUGUGAGAACAACAGGUUUUUGGAUCACUUUGUCGUCAUGUUUGGGGAAGAACUCCCACCUUGGGAUGCGGACAGAAAAUACCACAUUCAAAAUUUACAGCUGUUCUUCGAGGAUGAAGAGACACAGACACUCUACAAAGUGGACCCAGAGACUUCACUUUUAAAGGUGCUGCAACACAAAAGGUAUUUUGUCAAGGCGGGGACGCCCAGCUUUAUCAUUUUGGUGAAUGGCUCAUCAUUCUGGAAGCAGUAUUUAACAGGAAAGAAGAUACGGGGAUUGUGA
Messenger RNA from Nerophis lumbriciformis (worm pipefish), 1188 nucleotides. Lineage: Eukaryota; Metazoa; Chordata; Actinopteri; Syngnathiformes; Syngnathidae. The record is from RefSeq and is a predicted model, not a curated record.